GUCAAUCCCCCUUAGUAUCUGUCACUGUGGGGCAUUGUUAUUUAUAUUAUUUCCGUCGUAUCUCAAUUGCAAAUUACUUAUUUAGCAUUAUCUUAUUCUAGUUUUUUGUUAAUAUGAUACAAGUGAUCGUGCUCGGUGCAUGGGCGUUGCAUUUCUCGUAGUGUAUUCCGUAUCCAAUCGGUUCUUGAGCUAAUACUGCAAAUACAGAUCAUUGAGGAUGACAUUGAUUGAAGGCGUGGGGGAUGAAGUUGUCCAAUUCGUGGCCGCGCUGGCGGUGGUGGCCGUCGGCAUGCUGGCCUGGUGGUCUACCAACGCCCGGCCGGACCGCUACCGGACCGUGCUGGUCAUGCGGUCGCGCGCACACCCCGUUACAGUCAGCAUACGGCCCAGUCCCAGGCCUGCAACAAUCGUCACAAGUACAGUUGCCACGGUUUCUACGCCAGCAUCUACCUCUGCAUCAAAUGGAACUACAGAGGAGGCGCCCCGGGACAACUCCAGGGUGAUCCCCCUGCAGGAGAUGGACAGCAUCGUGGACGCCGACAUGGCCAUGAUGGACAACAAUCGCCUGCACUUCUACAGGAGGAUUGACUCGCCCCACACGCCGCUGCUAACACCAGACUUAUCGGGCGACGAGGUGGAGGAGGAGCGGACGCGCGCCGGCGCCGCGCAGAUGCAGGAGAUGGACAGCAUCGUGAGCGCCAUGGAGGCCGACGUCACUGCCCGGGACUUGUUCACGCCAGAAGCAAACUCAUCCAGGGCGGGAGCUAAAGGUGACACAAAGGACAAUAAAGAUGAUGCUGAGCCUGCCGGCGCUGAGGCCGCCGCCGCCGACGCCGAUACCACGGCCGCCGAUACCGACGCCGCCGCGAGGAAGAUUCUCAUCAAGCUUAAAUAUCUUAACGAUACGCUCAAGGAAGUGGAGGGGAGUCUGGACGAGUUACUGAAGGACUUUAAAUGGCGGCACUUCUCCGUGGAACUGUCAGCCGAGUCCCGCGUGCGACUGAUCUUCAACGGGCGGGUCCUCCUCGACGACGGACUAACAUUACGAGCGUGCGGUCUCCACGACCGCGCCGUCGUGCACUGCCUCGUGCACCCCAAGCGCGCCGUGCCCGCCCAGACUCUGAAUCCAGAGGAAACGGGCACGCCCGAGUUGGUGACCGAGGGCACGCCGCCCGAGCGUGCCUGGGACCUGGAGAACAUCCUCAUGACGCUCGUCUCCGUGGCCCUGACCGUGGUCUGGUUCUUCAGGUGCGAAUAUUCGAACAUGUUCACGGCGAGCGCGAGCGUGGCGCUGUUCGGGCUGACGGUGUUCUACAGCGUGGCCAUCUUCGGCCUGUACCUGUCCGACACCUUCCACUUCGAGCGGCGGCCGCAGCCCGUGCCCAAUAACUAGAAACCUUAUUAUCUAAACUGUUCGGUCGUUUUCAGGCUGCGAUACUAAACCGAUAUAAGCGACGACGCUCAACUCUGAUGGCUUAUUUCAGGGGUCGGCAAACUUUUGAAAAGAGCCAACCGCAGGAAAAAAUCGCCAAAUUUAGGAAUCUCAUACAGCCGCAUAUGUUGUUUACGGUGGUCUAAGUACUCUAAAUGUGAUUUUUUUGGUCGCUCGGAAUCGUACCUCCAAAGUGCCGCGGUUUGCCGAUCCCUGGCGUAAAUGAAUAGCAAGCUGGCGCCACAUAUAUUUGUCGAUAUGUUGUUGGACAAUUAUUGUAAAAUUACUACGAACGAUACAUUCAUCUUGGUGAAGACAUCUAUAUGUAACUUUGUAUGAUCCAUUUUGUUUUUCCAAGGGACAGGUGAUGUUUACUACCAUAUUUUGUACAUGAGUCACAUCCGCUCAUAAUUUAACAUCAUCUAAACUGUCUGCACCAAUUAGAGUUUAUGUGCGUACAGGUAAACAAAAGGUUUUCAAAAUUCUGAUUUUAAUUUUUAUUCUGAUUCGUUGCAAUAACAAUCUUUAUUUACUAUAUAGAAGCCCGAUUUAAAAGUAAAUUGUAUAUUUAAUAUUGAUUACCACCAACCACCAUGGUUACCACCAUCUAAUUAUUAAAAACCGAAAAGUAGUUUCAUGAUUAGUAUUUUUUUUGUUUCUUAAUUGGUACGGAAAAUUUGAUUAGAAUAGAUCUACACGUCGAUUCACGAAAGCUGACACUAAUGGAAUUAAUGAGUGAAUGAAAAUAUACAUUUAUUAUGUGUGUAUCACAUUAACCAUUAAUAUGGUGACGCUGACUGUUUACUGAUACAGGGAGCCGAUUUUUGAAUUUCGAUCGCUCUAUUUCGACUAGGUAUUUAAAUUCUAAUAUAAUUGAAAAGGAGUGGUCAAUACCACUAGAUAUUCCCAAUUUCUAUCGCUUGUUUUUCAAAAAUAGCAUUUCGCCGUUUUCCACAGAUUUUCGAGUGAUGAAAUCGAGCGCUCGAAAUUCGAAAAGCGCCACCCCCAGGUGUCACUCAUAUAAUGUAAGUUUCGUACAUAACGUUCGUGCCAAGGGGCCUACCGCGAAAACUGAAAUUCGCGAACUGAAAAUCUUUCUUUUUUACUCUCACUAAGACGUAAUUAGAGUCACAGAGGAAAAUGCCCGCAAUUGACGAACUUCGAUUUUCGCGGUUAUAGCCCAGCUUUCGUGAAUCGACCUGUAGAAUUUAUCUUAAAGGGAUGUUAAUUGUCAUAUUAUUUAUUGUAUCGGGUUUUUGGGAGCGAAGACUCGGUCGCGAGUAAAAUAAUUAUGGCCUCCAACUUCUCGGGAUCUCGGGGAUUCGGCUAUUUUUGGUCUAUUCUCAUAUCAUGACUACUAGGCAAAGGUUUUGGGUGUAGAAUUUCGUGUUUAUAAAGUUGAGUAUGACAUUAACGCAUUCAAGUUCUCUUAAAAAUGUUAUAGUAAGCGAUGCGGUUUUUUUAUGCUAGUCAGCCAGCCAAUUUUUUAUUGUGGUGCGUGGAACUUACUUAUGUGUUACAUUGCACUCACGGGGAAAGAGACCUAUGCUCACCACUGGGCGAUAAAAGGCUGAUGUGAUAAUGAAUAUGAAAACCGCCAGGGACCUCAUACUAUUGUCACUGUGAGAAGGUACGAAAUGGUACUGAAAUUAAAUGGCUUUGAAAGUGUUAAUGUUAACUCUUUUUUUGACAUGGAAUGUCGAAUCUAGCCUUGCACAAAUAAGUAAAAUAAUAACAGAGACUGAUCAUCAUUGAAGUUUCGUCGUAACCAAAAAGUUUAGCUCCCUAUUGUAAAAGCAUUAUGGUAUAUUUUCGAAUGGCCGGGUAAUCGUUGUACUUGGGUGAAUUAGUUUUAGAGACGUCGGUAGAUAAAGCAGGAUUUUUUGAAAACAGAAUCUAAUUAGAUUCGAGACGUGUUGCUUGGACGUUACUUUCUGAUAGUUAUUUAGUUUCUCUGGGUACGUAAGGCUGCAAAGCGUUUCAGCCUGCCACUCGUUUAUGCGCAGUUCCCUUUGAAUCACUUAAACGCCAAGCUCCCGGGCGCAAGGAAGCUAAUGUAAACCUUACUCGAAAGUGGGAAGGUUACUUUUACAGCGUCCGCCAUAACACCUAUAGGGCACGACUAGUAACGACGACUUUAGGUGUUCCUUGCGUUCAAAAGGUAAAUGAAAAAAAAAAAAGACUCAAGCUCAUAGAAGGAUGUGCGACAUAUAUUCCUAGAAAUUUCUCACAUUUUAUAACAUUAUCAAUGCGGUUGAAACGCUAUGUGGUAGUUGAAAUUGUUAGAAAUUAUGUAAUUUACAAAAAAAAAUUACGGACAGUAUAGUCAAUAUUUUGUUGAACACGUCUUAAAUUAUUUUAACUACACUCCUUUAUCUGCAGGCAUCGAUAUAUAGAUCGUGUCAUUCACGAGGGCGCGUGCCUUGGUUUGUAUUGUCAUGUCAUUAAAGGUUAGAUUUGUCAAAUUCGCGCGUCAUCGUGGGUGACACGAUCUUAACUAGCAAACUGGUUCAUAGCAUAGCAUCAUCUAGCAAACUAAUGUAAAUAUACACGUACCUACUAGAUAUAUACUUUUUGUAUUAAUUUAGGUGUAAGAUUCAUUUAAAUUUCAUAAUUAUGUACCCAUUUGGACACGCAUUAAUUUCUCAUUGCUACAUUAUAGCGUGUUUGCACUUGUACAUCUACAUUCACGGAAUUUGAAUGUUUGUCACUUUUGAACCUUAAUGCCAUUACAUAUACAUAAUUGAAAAUUGUCAAACCUUCAAAUUCCGUGUACAUACCAAAUUAAUAAAAACAUACGGGAUAUCUACCUAUGUAUUUGCCACAAUCACGGUACGAGAACGGGAACACGGCGAGUAAAGUCCAGUGUCCUGCGCUAUACCUUUUAUUGUUAUUUACUUUUUAAGAUCAUUCAUUAUUCAAAUAAAAUAUUGAGACUUCGUUGUAAAUUUA
Cydia pomonella (codling moth) is the source of this 4384-nucleotide messenger RNA. Its product is annotated as transmembrane and ubiquitin-like domain-containing protein 1. The coding region runs from base 218 to 1393 and encodes 391 amino acids. The transcript is spliced from 9 exons. The record is from RefSeq and is a predicted model, not a curated record. Gene Ontology annotation, molecular function: protein binding. NCBI's taxonomy places the organism in Eukaryota, Metazoa, Arthropoda, Insecta, Lepidoptera, Tortricidae.